AUGCCACUUCCUGCUGUCGAGAGCCUCUCAUCUGACUUUGACUGCUCCACUGCAGCAGGGUCGCAACGUGGCUCUCUAAGCUUCUGUCUCCUUCCACAGAUGAUCUUCUUGAGAGCGCCUGACAAGUUGUGAUCCUUGAAAAGGCAUGGCAUUCCCUUCUAAUCAAAACCCCCAUCUGCCUAGCCCCAUCAAAGAGAUUGAAGGCACACAUUGGAUCCAUCUCUAACAUCGUAAGCUUUCAAAAUGACGCCCCAAUCCACCGCCCCAGAGAUUAUCUGGGCGCAGCGCUCAUCGGCAGACUCCGAAGACCAAUGCGUAGUCAUGGUUACGAUCAACGUGCCGAACCUACCCCUAGCUCCACAGACAAAGCUCGACCUCAAGCCAACAGGUUUUGAAUUUGAAGCUCAUGUCCCCGCAGACUCAACGAAAGGGAUUGAGGAAAAGCACUAUGCCUUCAAGCUCGACUUUUUCGAAGAAAUCGACGUUGAGAACUCCAAGCAAUCCCAGACAGACAAGUCUCUCUACCUCGUGCUGCGAAAGAAGGAGAAGAAGCUGGAAUACUGGCCACGGCUCAGCAAGGAGAAGAUCAGGCUGCAUAAUGUCAAGACUGAUUUCGACAAGUGGGUAGACGAAGACGAGCAGUCUGGCGACUUGGACGACGUCAUGGGCGGCAUGGGCGGCAUGGGCGGUAUGGGUGGCAUGGGAGAUAUGAUGGGCAUGGGCGACAUGGGCGGUAUGGGCGGCAUGGGCGGUAUGGGCGGUAUGGGCGGCAUGGGCGGCAUGGGCGGCAUGGGUGGCAUGGAUAUUCAAGAAAUGCUUAAGAACAUGGGCGGUGCCGGCAGCGGCAUGGGUGACUUCGACUCCGCUGAAGAUGAGGAAGACAGCGAUGAUGAAGCACAGGCAGGCGAAGCCGCACCAGCAGAGACUUCCACUGCAGAGAAUGCGAAAAGCAAGAGUGCUAAGGACAUCGAAUCCAUCGACUAGGCU
Messenger RNA from Tilletiaria anomala UBC 951, 987 nucleotides. Its product is annotated as HSP20-like chaperone. The record is from RefSeq and is a predicted model, not a curated record. The coding region runs from base 244 to 984 and encodes 246 amino acids. Gene Ontology annotation, biological process: chaperone-mediated protein complex assembly; protein folding. The transcript is spliced from 3 exons. Gene Ontology annotation, cellular component: cytosol; nucleus. NCBI's taxonomy places the organism in Eukaryota, Fungi, Basidiomycota, Exobasidiomycetes, Georgefischeriales, Tilletiariaceae. Gene Ontology annotation, molecular function: Hsp90 protein binding; protein-folding chaperone binding.